AUGGGGUGUCCGAAUCUCCCCUUCGAGAUCAUCAUGAUAGUCUCAACGUAUCUGAACAAAGGAACCCCCAAUUCGAUAGUCCAAACCAGCAGAACAGUAGCUAGGGCGUUGACACCCCGACUAUGUGAUCUCGCUCUCUCGCCGGAUAACCUAUUGACAACCCGCUAUGCCACAGUUGAUUGGAUUAAACCCCUCCGCACGAUACCAGCUGCUGUAUUCAAUCACCGAGUCUGGUCCUGUGCGGCGAAAUGGAAACCCGACCCGAUCAUUCAUUACAUGCUCACAAGAUUCAAAUACGACUCACUAUGUCUAAGACUGCUCUCCGAAGAUACACUAGACAGACUAAUUGCGAGGUAUUACCCACUGCUGCACCUUGUGGCCGCCACCGGGAAUCUGGCGAUUACUCGAGCACUGAUCGAUGCUGGCGCACCAGUCGAGGCAAGGUUUGAAGGGCUGGGCACCCCACUACAGAUCGCUUGGUCGCAAGGCCACGAGCAUAUUGCCGAGUACCUGCUCGACUGCGGCACGGGUAUCCUGAAAUCAUUGCUUCAGCGCCUUAUUCAUGCUACUCGAUCGGCCGGAGGAGAUCCCUUCCACCCUGAUGACACCGGCUCCACACCGUUAUCGAGCGCCGCUUACUGCGGUAAUAUGGGCGCGGUGGAAGUAUUCCUAGAAAUGGGCGCUGAUCCUACGAUUCCUGAUCCGCGCAGACAUUAUCCUGUCCACAGCGCGCUUUGGGGCCGCCAUGGGGCCAUCGCCAAGCUUUUGAUCGAUCGAAUGCUCGAAAUGGGAGGGGACAUAUCAUUACCUGCAUUGAAUGGUAGCACGUUACUACACGAGGCCGUCCAGCAUGAGAACGAAAAUUUUAUCCGUUACCUUCUGAAGUCUGGUGCAAAUGUUAUGGCAGCUGAUAUUUUCGGUCAAACACCACUGCACAACGCCAUCCAAUAG
Messenger RNA from Penicillium canescens, 951 nucleotides. RefSeq names its product ankyrin repeat domain-containing protein. Gene Ontology annotation, cellular component: nucleus. Gene Ontology annotation, molecular function: transcription cis-regulatory region binding; protein binding. The record is from RefSeq and is a predicted model, not a curated record. Lineage: Eukaryota; Fungi; Ascomycota; Eurotiomycetes; Eurotiales; Aspergillaceae. Gene Ontology annotation, biological process: positive regulation of transcription by RNA polymerase II. The transcript has 2 exons. Bases 1 to 951 code for a protein of 316 amino acids.